GCGCGGGACUAUAUAAUCCUCGACGGAGGAGGGGAAGAGGAAAGGGAAGGUAUCGGGGUAUCAUCCAAAGUGGGGGCAUAUGUGGAGAGGCAGUGUGAGUCCCUCUUUCCCUGUCAUCUCUCCCCUACUAGGCCCAUUUGCCCUCUCCCCCCUCCAUCCAUCCAUCCAUUCAUCCAUAUCUCCCUUCCUUUUGCCGUCCCUUUUUCUUGAUUUGAUUCUUCUUCCUCCCAUGGUCUCUCCUCUUCUCUCCCCUUCCUUACACUAACAGAGAGCUCUUCUUCUUCUUCUUCUUCUUCUUCUUCUUCUUCUUCUUCUUCUUCUUCUUCUUCUUCCUCUCAGCUAGCCGUGCUCCGGCUGCGUGAGAUGUAAGACGACGCGCGAAUCAAAAAUCUCAAAAUCUCAAGAAGCCAAGAACAGCAGCAGCAAGUAGAAGGAAAAAGGAGGAGAGAAUUAAGAGGGAAUCCAAGAACAGUGGCCGGGCGAUUAUUCUAGCUCUAGUUGGGAUGAUUGGAUUGGAUCCCCAGCCAGCAGCAGCAAGCAAUUCUUGGCCAUCGGUUGUGGGUGGCUGUUGAUUCAUGCAUCACGAGCACUCAAUAAAGUAUGCAGAUCUGUGCGCCCCUCUCUGAUUUGUUCAUCCAGGCAAAAGAGUAUCUUGCUUCUGUGAGGAUACUAAAGCGUGAAGUGUUGGGGGUUAGCUUUUGAUUGAAGCCAUCGAAAAUUUUCCAGUGAACUUUCAGGCCCUGCUGAAAGAAGAAUCUACUGAAAGAGGGAAGAUUCGUAACCUUGGAAGAUAUGCUGCCUUACUUUGAUCCGGAGUAUGAGAACUUCAGUCAGCGCAUCAACCCUCCUAGGGUAUGCAUUGACAACAGCACCUGCAGCGACUGCACCUUAGUGAAGGUCGACAGCAUGAACAAGAAUGGCAUCCUGUUGGAGGUGGUGCAAGUUCUGAGCGAUCUCGAUCUCGCCAUCUCGAAGGCGUACAUCACCUCUGAUGGUGGAUGGUUCAUGGAUGUGUUUCAUGUGGUGGACAAGCAAGGGCAGAAGGUGACUGAUGAGAAGACCAUUAAGCACAUUGAGAAGGCGUUAGGCCCAGACAGCAACCUGCUGGGUGGCGCGAAGGGCGGGUCGUCGCCGGUGAGGUCGGUGGGGAUGCACUCCAUCGGCGACCACACCGCCAUCGAGCUCAAGGGGCCCGACCGGACGGGCCUCCUCUCCGAGGUCUUCGCCGUGCUCGCCGAGCUCGGCUGCAACGUGCUCGCCGCCGAGGUGUGGACGCACCGCGCCCGCGUCGCCUGCGUCGUGUACGUGAACGACGUCGCGUCGGGGCAGGCCGUCGGCGACCCGUGCCGCCUGUCCCGGAUCGAGCACCGCCUCCGCCUCGUCCUCCGCGGCCACGCCGGCGGCGACGACGGCGACGGCGACGACGGCCCGGCGCACGCCAACUUCUUCUCCUCCGGCGGCGCCGGGUCGAACACCCACGUCGACCGGCGGCUCCACCAGUUGAUGCACGCCGACGUGGACGCCGACGACGACGACGGCCUCGACAGCCGCGCCAUCGUGUCGGGCGAGGCCGGGAACGCGGCGGCGGCGGAGGAGAGGCCGGUGGUGACGGUGGAGCACUGCGAGGAGAAGGACUACUCGGUGGUGAACGUCAAGUGCAGGGACAGGUCCAAGCUGCUGUUCGACAUCGUGUGCACGCUCACCGACAUGCACUACGUCGUCUCCCACGCCUCCGUCUCCUCCGACGGCAUCUACGGCAUCCAGGAGCUGUACAUUCGUCGGAAGGAUGGGCGCACGCUACAGAAGGACGAAGCAGGGAGGGUGAUCAAGUGCCUUGAAGCGGCCAUCUCCAGAAGAGUAUCUGAGGGAUUCACCCUGGAGCUGUGCGGCAGGGACAGGGUCGGGCUGCUGUCCGACGUGACGCGGGUGCUCAGGGAGCACGGCCUGACGGUGACGAGGGCCGACGUCACGACGGUCGGCGGCCAGGCCAUCAACGUCUUCUACGUCCGCGACGCCUCCGGCGAGCCGGUGGACAUGAAGACCAUCGAGGGCCUCCGCGUCCAGGUCGGCCACACCGUCAUGCUCAACGUCAAGAAGGUGCCCUCCUCCCCCUCCUCCUCCUCCGCCGCCGCCGCCGCCGCCGCCAACGGCAAGUCGCCGGGGCAGCCUGCCUCCGGCGCCCUGUCCAGGACCAGCUUCUUCUCCUUCGGCAACCUCUUCGCCAAGCUCAGAGCAUGAUAUAAUUCACCUGAAUCUCUGAAGAAUUAUGGUCCCUUUUUCGGGUUGCGCAAAUCGCCAUAAGGAGAAGGAGAUUUCAGUUGAAAUUUUAGAGUUUAGGGGGUGAGGGUGAGAAACUGCGUGUGGCAUAUGGCAGAAAAAGAAAUUGCUGUUGUUGUAUAGUCCAUAAACCAUAAGGAGCUCUACCUACCAGUGUAGGAAAUGAGAAAAAAAUGCUGGAUCCAUGGUGUUGGUUCUGUUCUGUGCAAUGCAGAUUGCAGAAUGCAGACUGCUCUUGAGUUGCAUGAAUGAGCUUUUUGAGCUAUCUGUUCAUCUUUUGUACAGCAUCUUUCUAGCAGAAGCUCAAAGAAAUUUCAGUAGAUCA
Oryza sativa Japonica Group (Japanese rice) is the source of this 2602-nucleotide messenger RNA. Lineage: Eukaryota; Viridiplantae; Streptophyta; Magnoliopsida; Poales; Poaceae. The record is from RefSeq and is a predicted model, not a curated record.